UGGAACGGAGUAAAUCUGUCAAAAAUGGCGGCUGCCAAAGGUGGCUUGUUGGCACGUUCCGAUUUUCCUCUGUAUGUUGUUAAAGCUUUAGACGAACGCCAUUUCCUAGUUGCUGGUGGUGGUGGAGCAGCAAAGACAGGCAUAGCAAAUGCUAUUGAAGUAUAUGAGGUGAAGUUUAUGUCCGACAAAGCUGUGGCUGGAAGCAUAUGUCGACAUGACACGGGUACAAAGUCUAUCAUGAACGGUUGUAAUGUGUAUGAUGGCAGAAAUCAUAUAUUUGCAGCUGGUCUAGAUGAUGAAUGCCACAUAUACUCGUUGAAAUAUAAAGUCACAUCUCCAGAGAAGAAGGACAGAGGAACUGAAAACAGUGACAUCCGACAGAGAAAAUCAGAAAAUGAAAAUUCAACAAAUGAUAAAGGUCACGAGGCGACCAAGCAGAUCUUGUUUGACAUUGACAAAAUUAAACAAAUCAAAACAGACUUUCACAAAGAAUCUAGUUUUCAAAAAACAGUGCAAUUUAGCAGGGACCACUCAUUAUUAGCAACAGGAGGAGCUGAUGGCUAUCUCCGAGUGUGGAAGUAUCCAGAUAUGAAAAAGGUUUUUGAAGUUGCAGCUCACAAAAAUGAUGUUGAUGAUAUUGAUAUUAGUCCUGCCGGAGAUAAGAUUGUGACUGUAUCUAGAGACCACUGUGGGUUUGUGUGGCAAACAAAAGACGGCAGCAAGGUCAAGGACCUGAAUGGACCCCAAGACUACAGAUUCAGAGCAUGCAGAUAUGGAUUGGUAGAAGGAAAGAAAGACAAGUUUAAUUUAUACACAAUCAGUAUCCCUAUAAAGCGGUCCCAAAAACCACAACCGUGCUACCUCACCAUGUGGGACAGUGAGUCCUUCAAAUCAAAAAACAACCAGGAAACGGGGACAGAGAUCUUGUCCAGUCUGGCACUUAGUGAUGAUGGCACCUAUGCAGCAGUAGGAACCAUUUCAGGAAGUGUUGGCGUGUAUAUUUCAUUCAGCCUACAGAAAUUGUACUAUAUCAAAGAAGCACAUAAUAUAUUUGUGACUGGUUUGACAUUCAUGCCAAGUUCCGAGGCCGCACAAGCCAUCACUGGAAACCAAGAUUUUACUCUUCUUAGUAUCUCAGCAGACAACACCAUUCGACUACAUCAAGUUGCUCCUAGAGGAUCUUACAAUGCAGCUUUGGUGGUCGUCCUGUUUAUCUGUUUCAUCGCCCUGAUUUUCUGGCUGAUAUCAGAACUAGGAUUAUAAUCAAGGAGUCCAAUCGAGGUGGUCAGAAUGUCCAAACAAUAAACAUUGUUACAGUACCAGGCCAUUAAUAAAGCUGUGAUAUCUUUGAAAAAGAGGAGAAUGUUGUCAGCUCUUUCAAUUACACCACCAGUGGCUAAAACGAAUCUCGCUGGAAAAUCAUUCAUUUCACACAGUGAUUGUUAAUAUUCUGGUGGAAAUAUGGAAUGUCCAUUUUAUUAUGUGGAUGAUACUUUUGUAAUUUUUGAAUUUUUUUAAUAGAAAAAUUGUGUAUGCACUACAUUAGUUUAUAGGCCUGAAUGUUUGAUAUAGAUCAAGGUAUAAAUGACUAAAGGAAUAAGACAUUAAGUGUUGUAGAUGAUAUCAGAUAUCUCGUCCAUGUCCUAAACUUGAGAUAGCAAACCAGAGAAAUUGUCAUUUCAAAAUAUGUUAUACGUGUACUAAAUACUUUAUGUGAUGUCAUGAUUUUCCUUUAGAUGACAUCUACAAUUCCUUCACUUAUAUUAGCAUGACAGGAAGCGUCCUAAUGUUUAAAACUGUUACAAAUUCCUCAUUUCAUAUCCACAUUUAUAAUGGGUCACUUAAUCAAACUUGUAUUUAAAUGUUUUCCAAGGUGCUAAUAAUUUUGUUAAUCAAGCGUACCAAUAUUUUAUGGUGGUUGGUGCAUUUUUUUUUUUUACGACUGUACAUUGUACAGGUAACUAACUAUAGAAUUGUUUGAUAAUAGUUUACUGUAUACAUUGUUUUAGUGAUGGACUGUAUAAGUCAAUCAGAUCUCUCUCUCUCUCUCUCUCUCUCUCUUUGUGUUAAUAUUCAGAACUUUUAAAAUUCAGAGGGAGAUCGUGGGAUUAAAAUUUUGUGUGUUAAACUACAUUCAUAUGGAAUAUGUAUCAAUUCAUAUACAUUUUGUACCCCAACAUUUUUCAUCUUUCUUGGCUUUGAAAAAUUUAUUUCAUGCAUUUGUAUAAUAUAUGACAAUAAGGAAAAACAGUUUUGAUCCUUCCAUAUAUUUUGAGACUUGUAAAAUAAAUUUUUCUCAUUACCAAAUUAGUUCUACCUGAAAGUAGGAAGGUUAGGGUGAUAGGUUAUUGACAACAUAUUUAUUUGAAUGAAAUUGAUUACAUUCCUUACCAGAUACAACAUUAUUUUCUUCAUGUAUUGCUAUUAAUUUAUUGUUUGUUGCUUAGGUUUACAAUGUAGUGAUUAAAAUUUAAAACAAAUUA
Molecule: messenger RNA, 2483 nt
Organism: Ostrea edulis (European flat oyster)
Lineage: Eukaryota; Metazoa; Mollusca; Bivalvia; Ostreida; Ostreidae
Product: prolactin regulatory element-binding protein-like
Exons: 9
Coding region: 25-1263 (412 amino acids)
Biological process (GO): protein secretion
Cellular component (GO): endoplasmic reticulum membrane
Molecular function (GO): guanyl-nucleotide exchange factor activity; protein binding; GTPase activator activity
Source: RefSeq, a predicted model, not a curated record